UCAGGAGUUCAUUUUGACGAAUGAACUGCUACAAGAAAAAAAGUAAAAAUUAAUACGGAAGGGUAUUUUUGUCUGUUUUAUAUUUAUAAAUUAUUAUGGACCAAACAGUAAAGGCGUUUUCCCAAAGGACUAAACAGACAUGGGACCAACCAAAAAAAGACCAAACGAUAUUUUUCCCUAUCCACGAAAUCUCAAGGUAAAGACUUUCUAAAGACGGACUGUCCUCCUCAGGUCUACGUUAAAACUUCAAAAUUCAAACCCGCCAAUGCCCUGAUAAUAACGUCUAACUCGGCAUAACUCACUCACUCUAUCGGAAUAAGAAAGCUCCCUACAUUUCUAGGGUUUCGCUUCAACUUCGACAAUGAAUCAUCGAAAACCUAAGAAAUCAGACUCAGCUUCAAAGUUGAUUUUGGAAGAAAUAAUUGGAUUGACGAGUAAGAAUGGGAAUGGAUUAGCAUCAAAUCAUAUAACUGGAGAUUGUAUGUAUUUAGCUGGAUGUGUUGUUGUGGUUUAUAAUGUUAACACUGCUAUUCAAACUCAUCUCGUUGUUCCUUCAAGAACCCCUAAACCCUUGAACUGCGUCGCUUCUUUACACAGUCCAAGUAAAAUUGUUGCCGCCGGAGAGUCGGGACAUCAACCAGCAGUUAUAGUAUGGGAUUAUUCAACACAGAUUGUUGUUUCUGAACUGAAGGUUCAUCGAUUUGGGGUAUCAUGUAUUGCUUUUUCACCUGAUGGAAAGCAUUUGGUUUCCAUUGGGUUUCCUCAUGAUGGGUAUCUUUGUCUUUGGGAUUGGAAAAGUGGGACGAUGGUUACGAAGAUCAAAUCAAGUUCAUCUUGUACCGGUAUAUCGUGUGUUAGCUUCUCAUCUGAUGCACGUGUUUUUGUAACGUCUGGGAAGAAGCAUUUGAAGUUUUGGACACUUGGUUCAUCUACGAGACCUCGUUCAAAUGUCACUAGCUUACCUACAUUGGAUGGGAAAUCUGCUACUCUUGGUUGUCAGAAAGGGAAUUCUUUUGUGUCUGUGGUAUCUGCAACUUCUAGUUCGGCCAACCUUGUUGGUGGCAGCCGGGCUGUAAAGCUCUAUCCAAUCUAUGCAUUGACAGAUGCUGGUGUUUUGUGUCUUAUCAAAUCUGGUUUUUCUGUAACAAGGUGGGAGGAUUUAGAGGUAGAGAAAAGCUUUGCAAUGUCUAUAUCAAACAAACUUAUCGCGUGUGCAUGCACAAAUGGAGUUGUAAAGCUCUUCACAGUUGAAACCAUCAAAUAUGUGGGAAGUCUGCAGUAUCUAAAGGCCAAAGAGCAUCAUGAGUCAACAGAUACCAGCGAGACAAAACCCUCUGAGAAGGCUUUCCACUCCGAUCCAGCUCUUCCUGAUGCUAUAGCUUGUCAAUUCUCAUCCUCUGAAAAGCUUGUGGUUAUUUAUGAAAAUCACAGUCUUUACAUCUGGGAUGUAGAUGAUGUAUUUCAGGUUAGUAGAUGUUGUGUGCUUGUUUCACAUAGUGCAUGCAUUUGGGAUGUAAAGAAUCUCCCAUGUGAAAACAUGCAUGAUCCUGCUCUUGCAUGUGUGGCUAGAGGUUGUUGUGGUGGAAUCUCGUUUGCAACCUGCUCUACUGAUGGUACUAUCAGGUUGUGGGAUCUUCUAUUGCAACCAGAAGGUAACGAGACUUCGGUUGACACUGACAAAGCCAGCGCUUUACACUUAGCUGGUGCUGGGAUUUUUGAACGUGAUAUCGUGGAGUCAGCAAUUGACACCAAGGGAUUUCGGUCAAUGGCAGUUAGUUCAGAUGGAAUAUAUAUGGCUGCCGGGGAUUCCCAGGGGAACCUUCAUCUCUAUAACUUACACACUUCCGAUUAUACAUGCAUUCAGAAUGCUCAUGAUUCAGAGAUUCUAUCCUUGACUUUUAACCUGCCUAGUAAGAACCAUGUUAGUAAAGAUAUAUCAGAAAAUCAUUAUUUGCUUGCUUCCGGUGGGCGAGAUCGAAUGAUCCAUUUGUAUGAUGUCAAAAGGGGUCUUGAAGUCAUUGGAAGCAUGGAUGAUCACUCAGCUGCCGUGACUUCUGUAAAACUUACCUUUGAUGGCCAUAAGAUUGUUAGCUGCAGUGCUGAUAGGUCACUCGUCUUCCGUGAUGUGUCCAUAACAGAUACCGAGUGUAAGAUUUCACGAUCUCAUCAUCAAAUGGCAUCUCUUGGCACAAUUUAUGACAUGGUUAUAGAUCCUUCCAUGGAGGUUGCAGUUACUGUUGGGCAGGAUAAGAAGAUAAAUGCUUUCAGCAUUUCUUCUGGGAAGCUUCUUAAGACAUUUAAACAACAAGGAUCUUUUGGGGAGCCAAUAAAGGUAACUUUGGAUCCGAGCAGCAGCUAUCUUGUAUGCUCUUACUCUAACAAGUCUAUGUGCAUCUAUGACUUCACCAACGGGGAGUUAGUCACACAAGCAGUGGGACAUGGUGAAGUAAUAACUGGCAUCAUUUUCUUGCCGGAUUGCAAGCACUUAGUUUCAGUAGGUGGUGAGGGUUGCAUAUUUGUUUGGAGAUUGCCUUCUACUCUAUCAACAAAGAUGCAGCAGCGAAUGAUGGAAAAUGCUGGUUCGGUGUCACCAAGAAGCAUGCAAAAGCCACUAAUUUUGAGGGGGGGCAGUUUAUAUGACGAGUCUGGCUACCAUUGCAAUACUAAACCCAAUGGUGGACAAAACAAGAAUGUAGAUGUAAAAGAUGUUUUUUCUCAGGAACAGAGGUCUCAAGAUGUCUCGACAUUUGAGUUUAGCAUCUCAAGGCUUCCGAAGUGGGCACAAGCCAAAGUGGCAAGUGAAGGGACCCUCUCUCUAACUCCAGAAGUCAACAUGUUCCAGAACAAAGAACCAGAACCCGAUACAUCCUUAAUGAGUGAGAGUGGCGAACCAGAACUUGAUUCAUCCUCCAUGAGUGAGAGUGGUGAACCAGAACACAGUUCAUCCUUGUUGAGUGAGAAUGUUGUGAUCCUUACUCCUAAGGGUCUUGAUCAACUCCACAGUCCAUUACAACCUAUCCUUGAAAGUAAUGAGCUGUGCCUCACUAACAUAUCCAACGGGUCAUCUGGUAGUGAUGCCAGCGAGAAUUCUCCUCUUCCUCAGGGUACUUCGAGUUUCGCGAUGGACAGUCGUUGGCAUACUGUUCAUACUGUGUACCAUGAGCUGCUAGAUUCUCCUGAUGCGGCGGAUAUCAAGGUUGAGAUGGUCCCGUUCUCUGCUUCAACAUUCUUAAACAAUCCAUCCUUGGAGGUGUCAAGGAACCAUGGAGACUGCAUAGAUAGAACAGAAGAAAAUCCUGUUCCAACAAACUACAUCCCUGUGAAAUCUUUUCCUGGUCCGAGCAACCAAGAUGGUGCACUCGUUCAUAAUCCAAGGACAUCCUCUGCAGCUUCCGCAGAACAGAUGAACCCAGAUGUACAAAAAGUUCCCAUGCAGACGAUUAAAGAUGGGGACAGUGAGAGAACGAUCCAAGAUGAUGAUAUCUUCAGCCAAAAUUUCAGCAAUCUGUCAAGUGUUUUGAAGCUCGAGGGGCGGAGAUUGUCAGUGAGGAGAAACUAUUCGGCUAGAUUUGUUGUAAGGCGUGACCAUGUUACAGGUUGCAAGAGACUUUUGGAAGCACUCAAUCAACCUUCACACGGUGAAGUUCUGAACAUUAAGGAUACUGAAACUACCUCUCGUACUUCAUCAAGACCUCCACUUAAAAGAGUGGUGGAAGAUUGUCAAACAUCUGAUCACGAUCCAAUGAAAGUUGAAGGAAUCAACGAGAUACACCAAAGAAAAGAUAGUUCAGUUCAAAUACAAGAAAGAAUAAAUGAAUGCAAGAAAGCAUUAUUUGACAUGGAUACUGCAGCAGAUACCGCACUACAGUUAUUUGGCAACCUGCAGAGUUUGAUCCCAAGUGAGUGUACACCUGAAUUAUACGAUCAGGCAGCUACAUUGAUUCCUAGAUUAAUAAAGAAAAUCAAUGCACUUGCUGAUUUAGUCCAGUCUCGCAAGAAAGAUUCAUGUUCUAAUGCUAAAAUGGAAGAAACAUGAUCACUACAGGUUUUUCCAUUCCACCCUUGUGUAUAUAGCCAGC
This is a messenger RNA of Papaver somniferum (opium poppy), 4079 nucleotides long. Its product is annotated as mitogen-activated protein kinase-binding protein 1. Gene Ontology annotation, molecular function: protein binding. The coding region runs from base 362 to 4036 and encodes 1224 amino acids. The record is from RefSeq and is a predicted model, not a curated record. Gene Ontology annotation, cellular component: mitotic spindle. Gene Ontology annotation, biological process: mitotic spindle organization; regulation of mitotic cell cycle. NCBI's taxonomy places the organism in Eukaryota, Viridiplantae, Streptophyta, Magnoliopsida, Ranunculales, Papaveraceae. The transcript has 19 exons.